UUCCCGGAGCGUCGCGUCCUUAGAUUCAUUGUUGUUUACUUGCGCAAAUCUUCCCUUUUUACGUAAAGUGUGCUCGUUUUAAAUACUCUUUACUUGUGAUUCCGCUUCUAACCUCGACGAUAACAUGACUUCUCUCGAAAUGCGUGCUCUGCCUGGAGCCGGAGAGAACCCUGUGAGGAUGGGCAAAGCGGCUGUACCAGGGCCGAGGAGAGCAGCGCUGGGAGAACUCACCAACUUCAACCCCACAGCCGUCAACACACAGAGAGGAGCAGCUAAGUCCAAGCCCUCUGCUGCUCUGAAGACCAGGCAGCCUGAAAAGCAGCCUGAAAAGCGGCCUGAGAAGAAGCCUGAGGUCCAACCCCAGCAGGUGGAGGUCCCAGCGGCCACUGAGGCCCCCAAUGCCCCUGAGGUUCCUGGAGCCCCGCAGCAGCUGGAUGUGUCCAUGAAGGAGGAGAGCGAGCUGUGCCAGGCCUUCUCUGAGGUGCUGCUCACAGUGGAGGAUGUGGAUGAACAGGACUCUGACCAGCCUCAGCUCUGCUCUCAUUACGUUAAAGACAUCUACAGAUAUCUGCACGAGCUGGAGCAGCAGCAGGACGUGAGGCCCCACUACAUGCAGGGCUACGAGAUCACGGGCCGCAUGAGGGCGCUGCUCGUGGACUGGCUGGUCCAGGUGCACUCCAGGUUUCAGCUGCUGCAGGAGACUCUGUAUCUGACUGUGGCCGUGCUCGACCGCUUUCUGCAGGUGCAGCCGGUGUCUCGCAGGAAGCUGCAGCUGGCCGGGGUGACGGCCAUGCUGGUGGCCUGUAAGUUUGAGGAGAUGUACGCUCCGGAGGUGGGAGACUUCGCCUACAUCACAGACAACGCCUUCAGCAAAGCCCAGAUCCUGGAGAUGGAGCAGGUGCUGCUGCGGAGCAUCAAGUUCCAACUGGGACGCCCUCUGCCCCUGCACUUCCUGCGCAGGGCGUCCAAAGUGGCCAAUUCUGACGUGGAGAGACACACUCUGGCCAAAUACCUGAUGGAGCUGACUCUGCUGGACUACGACAUGGUUCACUUUCGUCCGUCUGAGAUCGCGGCUGCAGCUCUGUGCCUGUCACAGCUGCUGCUCGAGGGGCUGACCUGGUCUCCCACUCAGCAGCACUACUCCACUUACGACGAGGCCCACCUGAGGCCCAUCAUGCAGCACAUCGCCAAAAACGUGGUCCAGGUCAACGACGCCAAGGCCAAGUUCACGGCGGUGAAGACCAAGUACUCGAGCAGUAAACUGAUGAAGAUCGCCCUGGUCCCUCAGCUCAGCUCUCCCAUCAUCAGGAGCAUGGCGGCCGCAGUGGAGCAGAGUCACUGACACAGACCAGAGCCCGGGACAAGAACGCACUUUAUUUUUCACUCAGUCCUGAGGUUUAGAGGAUUUUUAGAGAUGACCUUUUUAGCUUUUUAAAAUCAAUGCUUUUACAGCUUGAUCCCUUUUCAUAAAAGAUUAAUUUCUUACCAUUUUUAAUAUAUUACAGACUUUUGCCUCCAUUGUGGUGUGUACAUAAUGUUGUGGAUUGCAAAAUGUAAAAUAAAUGUAAACUUAAAA
This is a messenger RNA of Boleophthalmus pectinirostris (great blue-spotted mudskipper), 1576 nucleotides long. RefSeq names its product G2/mitotic-specific cyclin-B2-like. Bases 125 to 1342 code for a protein of 405 amino acids. NCBI's taxonomy places the organism in Eukaryota, Metazoa, Chordata, Actinopteri, Gobiiformes, Gobiidae. Gene Ontology annotation, biological process: regulation of cyclin-dependent protein serine/threonine kinase activity; mitotic cell cycle phase transition. Gene Ontology annotation, cellular component: cytoplasm; nucleus; cyclin-dependent protein kinase holoenzyme complex. Gene Ontology annotation, molecular function: cyclin-dependent protein serine/threonine kinase regulator activity. The transcript has 7 exons. The record is from RefSeq and is a predicted model, not a curated record.